Molecule: messenger RNA, 449 nt
Organism: Cylas formicarius (sweet potato weevil)
Lineage: Eukaryota; Metazoa; Arthropoda; Insecta; Coleoptera; Brentidae
Gene: COX6B
Product: cytochrome c oxidase subunit 6B1
Exons: 2
Coding region: 130-369 (79 amino acids)
Cellular component (GO): respiratory chain complex IV; mitochondrion
Source: RefSeq, a predicted model, not a curated record
GAUUCGUGCAUACGCCGCGGUGUCGCCACAGUCGAGCCCGUCGAAGAGAGAGAGAAGUGGAAGCCAUUUUGUCGUGUGCUGAUCAGUCUACGAGAGGAAAACAAAAAGCGCCGAGAACCCGAGACAGCCAUGUCGAAAGACGAGAUCGUGUUGGAAACGGCCCCCUUCGAUCCGCGGUUCCCCAACACGAACCAGACUCGCUACUGUUAUCAGAGCUACCUCGAUUUUUACCGGUGCAGGAAGGUCCGCGGGGAGAACUACGAGCCGUGCAACUACUUCAAGAAGGUGUACAGUUCGAUUUGCCCCACGUCAUGGACCGAAAAGUGGGACAGUCAGCGCGCCGAGGGCACCUUCCCCGCCACAAUCUGAGCCGCCGGGCCGUAGGAGCGCGCGUUAUCCAUAGCUAGUUCUUGUAGAUUUUUGUUUUAAUAAAUUUACUCUACCGGUAA